Messenger RNA from Coregonus sp. 'balchen', 4003 nucleotides. NCBI's taxonomy places the organism in Eukaryota, Metazoa, Chordata, Actinopteri, Salmoniformes, Salmonidae. The record is from the annotation of a GenBank genome assembly.
AUGAAGGGUAAGAUAAUAUGAGCAGAGUUCAUCUUAGCCCAUAUUGAAUUGAGUGUUAAUUGGCAUCACCUUAGUCCAUAUAAAUCAUUUAAUUAAAAUGAUUUCAAUUAAUUGGUAUUAGAGGAACAGCAUGUUUUAUUUUAUGGUUGUUUUCACUGGUAAAUGUGUCUGCAAUUGAAUGAGUUAAUGUGUACUUAAUUGUGCCUUCCUGUAUUAUACCUUUUCAAAAAUGUUUUUUCUAUUCUACUGAGCCAGUUACUUAAUGUUUGUAUUCUUAUAUUUUAUUAUUUCUUAUUGUUGUUGCAUUGUUGAGAAGGAACCUGCAAGUAAGCAUUACAUUAGACGGUGCACACGAUGUGUAUCCUGUACAUACGACUAAUAAAAUAUUAAACUUAGUGGUAGUUAUAUCUCAAAGAAUACAAGACAACCAACUACAUAGAACUAAAUGGUGCCUUAUAGUGCAAGAUUAAAUGAACAUGUAGUUCUUAGGUUAUAACUGUGUAAUGACCAUUUUACCACGGUAAUUCCUAGUAGUUACCAUGUCAUUUCUGUACAUUCAAAUAAAGUGUUACAUUUCUUUCUUUCUUUCUUUCUUUCUUUCUUUCUUUCUUUCUUUCUUUCUUUCUUUCUUUCUUUCUUUCUUUCUUUCUUUCUUUCUUUCUUUCUUUCUUUCUUUCUUUCUUUCUUUCUUUCUUUCUUUCUUUCUUUCUUGCAGCAACCAUAGCCCCCUCUGCUCUGCUCACUCUUAUGAACUGUGGAACCCCUACUAACAACGUCUACAGCAUCGGUUGUGUCGCUACCGGGUUUUCUCCUUCCUCACUCACCUUCAAAUGGACAGACGCCAGCGGGAGUGCGCUGACGGACUUCAUCCAGUACCCGGCGGUCCAGAGCGGGGAAACCUACACAGGAGUCAGUCAGCUCCGCGUGGAUAAGAAUGUCUGGAAAAACUCAAAGACUUUCACAUGUUCCGUGGAACAUCCUGGAGGUGAAAAGACAGCAGACAUAAAAAAACCAGGUAAGAUGUGGUCAUUAUAUUAUAUUGAAGUUGGCUCUAUUUUUCUAAAGAUUGCAUUUGAAUGUUUGUGAUGUAAACUAUUAAUGUUUAGAAAACCUGCUAUAGAAUGAUACUUGGUGUUUACCCUGGAUUUCUUUGAAAAUAUCAGUAUUAUUUCAAUAAGGGGUUAAACUAACAUGCGUCCAUUUCUUUUACCUCCCACCUCUCAGUCUUACUUCCAACAGUGUCUUUGCUGUCGGCGCCCAUUGGAACCACCCAGUACUUGAUGUGUAUGAUUGAACAUUUUGCCACAACGAACGUCACUGUCACCUGGAAGAAGAAUGACAAGGAGGUGCAGGGCCCGACCCCUACUGUAGGCCAACAGCAGUCAGGCCUCUUCUCAGCCAGCAGUCUGCUGAAGGUCAUCAACACUGACUGGAACAACAAGGUCCAGUACAGCUGUGUGGUGCAGGACCAGGAACAAAACAUCACCAAGACAAUCUCCAAAACAGGUCUGUACAUAGGAGUAGACUGUACUACAAUUUAUGUCAUGCACACACACAGGAUCUCUAUUAUUUAGUGUAGUUCCUCAUCAGUAACAUUAACAUGGCAUGCUUUCCCACUGCUUCCCUCCCCUUUCAGAACCACUGACGGUGACUCUGAACCCACCGAGUGUGAAAAAGUUUUUCUUGGACAACCAAGCAAUGCUGGACUGUGUCAUCACUGGUACAGACAAGGACACAGUGUCUGGUACCACUAUCACCUGGCAGGUCAACGGACAGGCCACGACGAAUGGCAUCCAUCUGAAACCUAUUGAAUCAAAGGGCAACCUGAACAGCAAGGUCAGCACUCUGACCAUAGACCAGCCGAAGUGGACCAAUGUGAACAAAGUCCAGUGUUCUGUCAUGAAGAGCGGUGAAGUCACACCGGUCAUUCAGGACCUCAGCUUCACCAAAGGAUGUAGGUCACUGAGACAUCUCAAUGUGGUUGUGAUAAGUGGUCACAUGCUCCAGGUUCUGGAGUGGAAGCCACAGGAUGUGCAGACUUUUGCUCCAGCCCAGCGCUAACACACCUGAGUCAGCAAAUCAACUAAUCAUUAACUAAUCAUCACCUUUGCUUAGUUGAAUCCGGUGUGUUAGUGCUGGGCUAGAACAGAAACCUGCACACACCUGUGGUGCUCCAGAACUAGGGUUAAGGACCACUAGGUUGGAUUUUAAACUGAUAUUCACAUACUGCUUUUCAUAUGUGCCUACACGUACAUGAGUGUAACGUUUUUCCUUAAAAUCAAUCCUCUUGCAGGUCGAGCCCCUUCAGUGUCCGUCCACCUUCUCCCGGAGGAAGACACAAAGGAGGAGGGGGAAGUGACUCUGGUGUGCCUGGUGGUCAGCCCGUCUCUCUGUGACGUCUACAUCAUGUGGAAGGUGGGCAGCGGCGAGUACCAGGAGGGGGUCACCAGCCGUCCUCAGAAAACCCCGGAAGGCAACGACUCUGUUACCAGCGUCUUCACCACCACCAAGAAUGAGUGGCAGACAAACGUGCAUUUCAAAUGCGCCGUCAAGUACGCCGGCUCGGAGAACAACACCGCACCUAAGGAGAGGAGUGUGUCGAAGUCCAUGGGUAACUCAUGUGAAGACAAGUGAUUUUAAUCUGUGUGUGUUGUGUCGUUGUGUCUCCUUAUUGACUCCUCUGUGGGUCAGAAUAGCCAAUUACUAAGUGUGUCCACUGUUGUCAUCUUUGUUGUCCUUGUUGAGUUAAAGUUAACAUGUUAGUGUUGUCAUUGUUUUGUUGACUGUAGACAUGUAUAUUGUUUAAUGUGAUAUUGUCCAGUCUAUUGUGUUGUAAGAUGUCAGUCCUAUUGCACAGUCUUGUGUUGCCAUUGUUGUCCUUUGUCAUUGUUCAAUGUGCCUUCCUAAUGUGGAGGCUGGCUAAUAAACAAUAUCGCAUAUGAGAUCACAUGGUUCCGUGUUCCUAUAUCAAUUACUUCAAGUCUUAGAAAAUAUACUGGUCUAUUGUACAUAUAAAAACAGAAUGAAGACAAUUGUUUUGGCAUGAAAAGACACAACAGUACUGAAUAGCCUACAUAGUAGUACUGUGCUUCCAGUAAGGUGGUCAUGGAUGUACUAUUUAGUGUAUAGGUUUGGUUUGACAUAAAUGUGAGUGGAUGUGCAUGUUAACAUUAGGCCUAGAUAGAAGUCUGCACAGCUCAGUUUCAUGUGUUCUUUGUGUGUUGAUGUGUGUGUCUGUGUGUGUCCAUAAAAUUUGAACUCAUGUAGCUGUAUUUGCUGGAAUAUGAUAAAGACUAAUACAGGUGUACAAUACACAUACAAACAUGAACACACACACACACGCAAACACGCAGACACACAUGAACACACACACACACAUACGCAGAUACACAUGAACACACACACACACACACGCAGACACACAUGAAAACACACAAACAGGCAGACACAAGCGUAUGUCCGUUCUUCACCACCUGUCUCUCUCCCUGUUCUCAGAGAACAUCCUACUGACUGAGCCUGAGGCGGGCUUCGCUCUGAGCUGCACGGACAACGAUGAGGAUGAGUUCAGCAGCCUGUGGUCCACCACCUCCUCCUUCAUCAUCCUCUUCCUUCUCUCCCUCACCUACAGCACAGUGCUCAGCCUGGUCAAGGUACUGACACCGCUUAUUUCAUGUGAUUGUAGACUUCUGAUGAAGGCCAUUGGCAGCUGAAACGUCACGAUUUUAAAUGAAAAAUAAUGUAUCAAGUGUUUAAUUGAACACAAGCAUUUGGCUACACCCUUAAUAACAUCUGCUAAAUAUGUGUAUGUGACCAAUAACAUUUUAUUAUAUUUUAUUUGAUUGUGAGCGAGGGUUGCUCCUUUCUCUUCCAAAUAUGAUUAUAUACAUGGAGGAGAGGUGAGACACUCUUUGUGGGCUAAAGGUAACCUGCGUUUUUCCACUUUGCUGUCUGUUUAUUGUAAUAACCUGUGUCUGUCUCUGCCUCUUUUCAGAUGAAGCAGUGA